Messenger RNA from Pelobates cultripes (western spadefoot toad), 29786 nucleotides. Lineage: Eukaryota; Metazoa; Chordata; Amphibia; Anura; Pelobatidae. The record is from the annotation of a GenBank genome assembly.
GCCGUGACCCGGAAGUAGAAGCGUGUUUGCUGUUAGUCAGAGAGCGCUGUCUGUGAGGGCUGCACCGGCCGAGGUAAGGGCGGGAAGCCGAGCACAGCUACUGUAACUCCCACCAUGCUCUGCCAGCCAUUGGAGUAUUAGAACUGCUGGGGACUAUUUAACCUGCCUAUGUAAUAGCCACACACUCCCAUCAUCCUCAGCCUCACUGCCAGACACUCCCAUCAUCCUCACUGUCAGGCACUCCCAUCAUCCUCAGCGUCACUGCCAGACACUCCCAUUAUCCUCACUGUCAGGCACUCCCAUCAUCCUCAGCCUCACUGCCAGACACUCCCAUUAUCCUCACUGUCAGGCACUCCCAUCAUCCUCAGCCUCACUGCCAGACACUCUCGUUAGCCUCAUUUUCACUGCCACACAUCACCCAAACACUGGGCACCAUGGUCUGAGGGAGCUGGUCCUGGUAACACCCUGCUCAGGCUGUCAGAGGACACACAUCACAUGUACAGGUUGAUUGUAUUUAUAUAUCACUGGCAGUUUUAAAAUGCCAACAUAUUCCAUAGCGCUGUACAAUUAUAAACAGACCCAUACAAAAGGUAAAGAGGGCGCUGCCCGUGAGCGGUGAUCAAGCCCCUGAAGAUAUGUUAUACAGAGUGCUUUGCUAGAUAGCCGGGCGCUUACAAUCUAAAGGUUGGGCCGUAUGUGGUAUUCAUAUACUGCAGGAGGGAAACAAAGUGACUAAUGGUUGAGGGCACACGUGACAUGAAUUCUAUAUACUGCAGGGGUAUUAUGUUUUCAUGUGCAGUCCAUCAGCAUGAUAUGGACACAGUGCUUAUUCUGAUAUAUAUUGUCAGGGAAACAAACCCGUGUUCCUGACACUCUAUAAUCCUUAGGAUCCCCCCACCCUCAGGGCCCCCCUUUAGCCACUUACCUUUAUCCAGCGCCAGGCUCCCUCGGCGUUUGUGACCUCUCCUCCCGAGUGCAGCCGAAUGCGCAUGCAUGGCCAGAGCCGCGCAUGUAUUAAAAACGCCCAUACGAAAUCAUUUCGCAAAGCUUUCCUAUGGACGUUCUGCGUGCUUAAUGUGAUUUUGGCAUUGCGCAUCGGGGGCGCGCCUCUAGCGGCUGUCAGGAAGACAGCCACUAGAGGCUGGAAUAACCCUACAAUGUAAACAUACCAGUUUCUCUGAAACUGCUAUGUGUACAUCUGAAGGGUUAAAACCUGGGGGACCUGGCACCCAGACCAUUUCACAUUGAGGUAAAGUGGUGUGAGUGACUAAAGUGUGCCUUUAAUGUAAAACAUUUCUCUGGAGGUGAUCAUUCCUUGUUCUGCAACAUCAGUAAAUAUUGUGUUUUAUAAUGUAAAUAAAACAACUGGGGAAAGAAAAAAAGCUGUUACUUAUCCAAGUAUCUACGACUUUCCCACCCCAGCUAGCUUCAGAUGCCUUCAUGCCGCCUUGGGCAUCUACACAGAAAUGGCAAAGAAAUGUGUGCACACUCUGGCAUUCUUUCAACAAUGCCAUACACAGGCAUGUGCAUGGCACUGUGUGGUUAAUCUAAAGUGGCUGGAAUGGAAUGUAAAGGGAUAAAAUAGGACCGCAUGAGUUAUAAAUAAAUAUGCACAACCAUUUUUCACAAAUCUCACGUGAACAAUUCAGGUUAACUGAAUGAGCUCAUACAAAUCUUAAUACUGACAUCCGUGCUGAGAUGGUGCAGGAUUCACCAUGUCUUUCUGGGCAAACAUCACUGAUGCAUGGUUAUGGGCAGCAGGUUUAAAGUGCUGCUAUGUGGUAUUAAGAAUUCAUAUGGGAGGAGAGUGGAAAUCUAUUAAUUGAUUAAAGAGAAAUCCCAAAGGAACUUGAAUAGAUAAUUAGAUUGGCUCCUGCAGCAUUGGACUUCUAUAUACUAUGGGGCUGCACUUUGCACAAACAGACCAUCAAUUUGUAGAAGUGAAAAGUAACUAGGAACCCAAAGUAUUGUAAUGAACUACGCUAUUGCUAUGACCUGAAAAAUAAGUCUGCAUAUCAUCUAUUAUACAUUAUUGCAUAAAAUAAUUGAUAUCUGUAAAAAUAUAUAAUAAACAUGCAAAAACUGUAAAAAGGGAACUGUCUCACAAUUUUCUGUAUUUUUUUUUUUCAAUCUUUUAGUAUUUACUAAAGUGACACUCUAAGUUGACAUUGUUUCCCCCGUUCUAUUUUCAAGCAUUAUAAGAGAAUGCAUACACCAUAAAUCUCGCCCAACAUUUACCUAAUAGUUAGUGUGACAUCUCUCGAGUACUUUCAUUAUAAAAAGUCACACCUGCUACUUGCAGUAUUGCUUUAUUCAUGUAUUUCAUUAUGAAGCAAUGUGUGUCUUAUUACAUAUUUAAUAUCCAUAUUCCACUUUUAAUACAUUAGCUACAUAAUGUCUUAUAGAGUGUUGGUUGUAGAUCAAUUCCUAUUUAAUAAAACAGUCUGUGUGCUGUCAUUGGCAGUCACAAUUUCCAGGUUUGCAGUCUGCAUCUCCACUGUUUCUCCUGGGAAGAGAUGGAGCUCACUUCAAGUUAUUUUUUUAUUUUUUAAACAAAAAUGACUUCUCCAACAUAAACAAAGGCAUUUUUACAGCAUUGUGUUUAUAUAUUUCAAGAACUGCAUUUAGAAGGUCUACAGCAGGAUAGGCAACCCUCAGCACUUCCAAUGUUGUAGACUACAUCUCCCCUAAUUCUUUACCAGCUACAAUCUAUGACAUCUGGAGUGCCGAAGCUCGCCUAUCUCUUCUCUAUUGGGUUUUUAGUUGUGCUGAGCUUAUAAUACUUAACUAUAUGUAUAGUGAUAUAAUGUGUUAACUUACUGUUUAUGUUUUGCAGAUGUAGCUGUGUAUCAUGUCACCCAUUCAAAUGAAAGAAAGUAGAUUCCUUCUAAUAAGCUGAAUAAUCUAACAAUCAAGAUGAACAGCAUAACCCAGCUUUUUAAUGACCUUUGUGAAUCUCACAUGGUGGGGUUCCCAUGGACAACGGGGAUUGGUACCAGAAAGAGGAACAAGAAUAGGACCAAACAAAGUCUUAAGAGGCUGGCCUAUGACACGCUUUUCGUACACUUAUUUCAAGAGGAGGUCCGUAGGCUACAGCCAAAUACCACAAAACUCCCAGUGAAAAAUAAGAUGCUUAUGUUGUCUUUUAAUCUACGUAUGGGUGGAAUGGAUUUGGAGGCUGAGCGACUAGAAGAACUAGUGGAACAUGUAGAAAAGACCAGUGACACUCAAGUCGGGGAUGUUUAUGCAGUUCUUGAGCUUUUAAUAGAUCUUGCAGGAACUGGACCACCUCAGGUUCUUCCACCAAAACGAGAUCUCUUCCAAAAUAACAAAUAUGUGGGGAGAAAACCACGCUACCAUGGCUAUGAUUACUAUGAUGUUAGCAUAUUUGAAGCUGACCUUGGGACAUUUCUGGCUCAUCAAGAGUGUGAGAUAAGCAACACUGUGCACAGAACCCUUCAGAUAAUGGAAGGAGAACCUGGUACUGGUCUUCCAGCCAUAGGCCUCUUUUCUCAGAACUUUACCACCAUUGACAAAUUUGAGAGAGAAACUCGUGUGUCACUUUUUGGGGCACUUGUUCACAGUCGAACUAAUGACAUGGAUAUUAAGCUGGAUUUGCCUCCUGUGCCAGACAGCGCAGACCUUUCCGGACUGGCUAUAAAAGUAAAGCAUAUUCAUUAUUUUAUUCAUAUAAUUUCUAGUUGUGCAUUUAUGUUAUGGAUCUCUGGAGAAUUGCAAAAUUUAAGCAACGUUGGCUUACUGAAAAUUUGGUUUUCAGUGAAUAAUCCUGGCAAUGUUUGAAGUAAGCUAAAUACCUGUUUACAGUGCUAUUAAACAGGUACUGCUAUGAUCAUAGUGUGCUUUUACUUAUAAAAUGCUAUUACACUUUAAGGUGUACCUUUCUGGUCAUAUAGAACAUGUCACUUUGAAGGGUGUUGUCCGAUGACCCCUCCAUGCAGCACAUACAUGUUUGUAUAUUUCAUAAUUCAAGUUGGAGUUCUACACAGCCCUAGCCAUACCAAUCCAUACCAGCAAUGAGCGACUGCUGGAAAUGGUCAGCUGAUGUUCACAGCCAAUCACUGCUAUCGUCGCUGCUCGCAUUAGCACUGCCUCGGGAAGCACCUCUCCUAGCCAUCUGAGGAGUGACCAGUGGAGGUAUCCCUAGGCUGUAAUGUAAACACUGCAUUUUCUCUGAAAAAAAACUGCGUUUACUGCAAAAAGGCUGAAGGGACUGACUAUACUCACCAGAACAAAUUCAAUUAGCAGUAGUUCUGGUGACUAUAGUGUCCUCUUAGUAUUCCUCUCUCCCUUCCCCCCAAAAGUAAAUGUGAACAAAAUUCUCAAAGUGGCACAAUAACAAACCUCUCAUCAUUGGGAAAUAUUUGUACACGUAUGUACACUGUGCAUUGUGGAGUUGUAAAAUUGUGUUAUUUUUGGUGUUGGUUUUUGUGUUAUGAUCACAAUAUUCAUUAUAUUUCUUGUAAAUGGGAUCACUUUCUGAUGAUAUUGUUUAUACCAUUUUCCUUCUUCUUACAUCACAGGUUCAGUUAAUGUGGUGUUUUUUGCGUUGCCCUUUGGGAAACAGCUAGUGUUUGUGGUAAUGUUUUCUGUAAACUGUUUUUUUUUUAUUUAUUUUUUUUGCUCUGUUAUUGGUCAAAGUGUGAAUUUGCCUUGCCUAUCAUCAUUUGAAGGAUGUGUUUCAAUGUAUUGUGUGGCACAGGAAACACCCCAAACGCCUAAAGCUCUUUAGAUUCCUGUUUAAAAUGGGGGGGGAAAGUACAGAAAUUGGCACUUUUAUAAAUUAAUCUUAUCAAACCCCUUGGCUGCCAAUCAAACAACUAGUCCUGUUACUUCCUGUAGUUUAGUUCUGUGCUUGGACAGCCACAGAAGGUCUGGGACAGGAAAGUAGGGGAGGGCUUGAAAAGGCUGCAGAAAGCAGAUCUGUAUCUUUUGCAAGCUGUUUUUUAUAUACCCCAAUGAAAAAUACAUAAUUUAAUUCUUGCAUGUUUUCAUUAGAGAUUUAUCUACUAAAUGUUUUUAUACAUUUGCUAUUUGUAAUUAAGGUUUUAUUUUGACAUUCUAAUGACCUAUGUCUGGUCUUCAGGUUCCGCAAAGUAUUGACCAGUCUGAAGAUGAAGGUUUCCAGUCUGCUUCAAAUAUGACCCCAGAUUCUCAGUCCGAGCCAAGCGUGACCCCUGACAUAGACUUAUGGGAGGCAGUUCUCACCUAUGGACCCAGCAAACGUCGCUGCUGGGAAAGAAUUGGUUGGUGAGUCACAGUCAGUAACAGGAAGACUUGAAUUGCUCUAUAGUGAUAAAGACAAAAACCAAACAUACUAGACUGUAUGUAUGUUUGUAUGUACACACACACACUUCACUCUUACAUUAAACCCCUGGUAUUUGACAUUCCUCUAUUGCUAUUCUUGUCAACCAACAAUAAGUGGUUGUAGUAUCUAAACCAAUCUCUAGGCUCCCUUUUCUUCCAGUGAGGAAAUACUGAAGAUUUGAGAUCAUGAUGUCAUGUUCCUCAUUGGAAUGAAUAGAAACUUCACUGACUCUGACACUACAGGCUGCAAAUGACCAAUUUGUGUGCAUACUGUAGAUAAUAAGAAUGAUCUAGUUAAGGCUGUUGCAUUUGCAGUUGAUUCCCAAACUUCAGGUACUCCAUAUUCUUACAAAAAUCCUCUUUGAACAAUUGUCACCUUUAUCCAACCACUUUUACCAAUAGAAUGCAUUUUUGCCCCUAAGUUGUUCAAUCUAACAUGAUUCAGUCAUUAAAUCGUAAUGGAUGUAAUGUGGAUAUGCAGUGUUUUUAUCUGAUGUUGUUUCUCUUCUUUCAUUAUAUAUUGUGUCACAUAGUUUACAAUCCUUGAUAAUGUUUUAAUAAACCGUGAAUCUAAAGGCAAGUACUACAACUCAGACGGAAAUAUCCAAACUCAUGAUAUUUUAAUAUUGUUGGAUACACUUUCCAAAUCUGUGUUAAUUUUGUCAACUAACAAUUUUAGUCUGGUUUUAGUCAACUAAAAUGUAUGAGAUUUAAAAUAGCUUUUUAGUCAAAAGACUAGCACUAAAACUAAAUUGAAAUUGGCCACCAAAAUUAACACUGGCGGGUAGACACAUGGGGGAGGGAAAAGAUUGAAACACAUGGGGGGGGCUUUGGGGAUUGAAACACAUGGUGGGGGACUGUGGGGAUUGAAACACGUGGGGGAAGAUGAGAUGCAUGAACUGGGGGAGCACAAAGCGACAGAGUGUGUCUGGCGGGAAGAGACUCAAAAAUAGGGUAGACAGAGGAAAGAUAGGAUACCCAGAGGCGCUGGGGGGGCACAAAGAGAUACAGAGGGGCUGUGGAAAGGGGUAAAAGAGACAGACAGAGGAGGCUUUAAGAAAACCCAUUGUGUCAACUAAAAUCUACUGGAGGUUUAGUAGACUAAAACGAAAAACAAUUCAGAUGACUCAAAUACGACUAAAACCAAAAUGACUUUUUAGUCAAAAGACUCUUUCAAAACUAAAUAGAAAUUUGCUGCCAAAACACUGUUCCACAUGAUUUAAAAACUGUCAAACUAUUGCAAAACUAAACUAUUUUUCAUAAUAAAUCAUUUAAAAUGUUUAUUUAAAAUUAUUAAAUUAUUUAGAAAUCUUGUUCAGAAAUAUUAAAUUGAGGCCUAUGUAAAUUGCCUCUAAUGCUAAUGUCAAGAAGGUGAAGAAUCUUCGAGUCCAACUCUCUGCUAGACCCGCUUCAGUCUGGUUUCCGUGCUAAGCACUCUGUGGAAAGGGCAUUGACCAAAGUAUCCAAUGAUCUACUCGCUGUGUCACUACUCUAUCCUAAUUCUCCUUGAUCAUCAACAGCUUCUUCUCAUCCUCCGCAAUAUCGGUCUACAAGAUAUUGCUCUCUCCUGGUGCUCCAACCUCUCCCAGCGCUCUUUCAGUGUUUCUUUCUCUGGCUCUGCUUCUUCUCCCGAACUCCUCUCUGUUGGUGUUCCCCAAGGGUCUGUCCUUGGUCCCCUACUGUUCUCCAUCUACACUGCCUCCCUUGGUAAACUCAUUAGCUCAUUUGGCUUCCAAUAUAAUUUCUAUGCAGAGGACAAGCAAAUCUACCUGUCCCUCUUGACUAGUGUCUCUGACUGCCUCUCUGCUAUUUCUAACUGGAUGGCUGCCAACUUCCUUAAACUAAACUUGACCAAAACUGAAAUUCUGGUCUUUCUUCCCUCAAGUGUUGUUACUCCUGUGUCUGUCUCCCUCCAAGUCAAUGGUGCUACCAUCAGCUCCACCGCGCAGGCUCGCUGCCUAGGUGUUCUCUUUGACUCCGACCUCUCCUUCAAGCCUCAUGUUCAAUCUAUCGCCAAAUCCUGUCGUUUCCAUCUCAAAAACAUUGCGCGCAUCCGACCCUACUUAACGCCAGAUGCAACUAAGGUGCUGGUCCAUUCCACUGUCCUUUCUCGCCUUGACUACUGUAAUCCGCAUCUCAGUGGUCUAAUGUGCUCCCAACUUGCGCCGUUUCAGUUCAUUAUGAUUGCGGGGGCGAGGCUCAUCUUCCUGUCCGCCUGCACCUCCCACGCCUCACCAUUCUGUCAGUCCCUACAUUGGCUUCCUGUAAGAUAUAGGGCUCAAUUUAAAAUUCUGGUUCUUGCUUUCAAAUCUCUGCAUAAUGCUGCUCCCACCUAUCUAUCCUCCCUAAUACACAUCUGCUGAAGACUUACGUCUAUCUUCUGUCCGUACUCCCACUUCUGAUGCUCGCCUUCAAGACUUCUCGAGGGCUGCACCGUUCCUGUGGAACUCGCUUCCCUCCUCCGUUAGAUGUUUACCCAGUCUCCACUCCUUCAAAAAAUCAUUAAAAACCCACUUCUUUAUAAAAGCAUAUCAAUUAAACUGUUAAUAGCUCCCGACUGAUUCCUCUUCUGCAACUAUCACUAGUUUAAUACUAUCCUUACCUUUUUGUGUCACUUUACCCCACUCCCUCUAGCAUGUAAGCUCAUCGAGCAGGGCCCUCAACCCCUCUGUUCCUGUGUGUCCAACUUGUCUAGUUACAACUACAUGUCUGUUCGUCCACCCAUAGUAAAGCGCUGCGGAAUUUGAUGGCGCUAUAUAAAUAACAUAAUAAGAAUAGACUGCCUGAUGUUUGGAAAUCAACUUGUCAGUCUUUUUUCAGAGAUUUCAGACAAGUCUGUUUGUCCUUGUGCUACAUCUUGAGGGGCUGGCCACACAAAGAGAGGCUAGGUUGGCACUUUGUAUUGAAGUGUGGCGUUUUUCUUUAAUCUUAUUACUGUGUGGAACUGCCAGGCAAACACAUCCUUUCUUAGCAGAAGCAACAUAUUUCAGACAGGGAGAGAAGUAAAUGUUUAUACCAAUCAGCAAACCAGUAUCUAUCCUGUGAUUGUCUGUGUCUGCAUAUUGCAUUAAAUGCACCAAAUAUAUAACAAUAAUAAUGUACACUUGAUAAUGUAAAAGGGACAAUUCAUCUUCUGAGUAAGUGCACACAGGCAUCUCCAGCCAAUUCAUUUUGUUAAUACACCCUGUCCAUUUGCCAACAUGAACUGCAGUUGGUUUUACAGUAAGUUCGACUCCCCAGUGACCAUGCAGCACAUUUCAGAGCUCUAGUGGGCAUAUUACUUAUAUUAUUCUUUUAUGUGCGUAUGAGUCAAUUCUCUGCUUCAAUGAAAUAGUCUUUCUAUGGAGGGUCAUAUUUUGCAUUCAAGGUAAUUUUGUUUUGGGUCAGUUCUGUUUUUACAUUUUGCUGCAGUCCACGGUUUCCUUGUUGUAAAUGGGCCUUUUGCACUUUUUUAAGGCCUUAAAUAGGAAGGCAUGUGUGUCAGAAGCAUCAGAUGCUUCCUUAACGCUUCCACUAUAAAUUAUUUUUAUAGUCUAAACUGCUUUUUGUAAUUUAGAAAUCUUGUUUCAAGCGAAUGCUUCCCAGAAGACAGGUUCAUCAUGGAUUUCAAUUUUUAGAAUUUUUUUUUUUAGUGAAUUUGUUGAGUUAAUAGUUUUAAUUUGAUUUGUGUUAAACAAUCAUUACCGUAUAAUGCCCGUGAGAGGAAAUAGAUCUAAAGUGCACCUUCUGUUUAAUUGAAGGUGUCCCCAUUACGACUUGUUUUUGUCUUAUGUAGUAACUGUAGUAUUUUUUUAUAUAUUUGAUUCUUAAAGUGCACAUCUGAAAAGAUGACGUCAGUAUUUAAUAAAACGUGUACAAUUUUAUCUAAACAUUGUAAUAGCCAAACAUUCAGAGAAAAUUCAGCACGUGAAUUUUGCAAAUCUCUCGAGGCACAAUGCUAUGGAUCCAAAUUUAUUUCAUAUUUGUCUCCUGCCGGUUUAAUUCGUCAAUAUUGAACCCACUGGUUAACUUUGUGUGUCUGUGAGAAUGAAUAUUAAUGAAAGGUUUUCUAUGGGUGAUAUGAACAUGUGUAUGUAGAUCAGGAAAGAUUGAGACCCAUGUGUUAUUAUUUAUUUGUAUAUUUCAUAUCUGUUGUUUUUCAUGAAACUCACUGCAUGUAGUUGUGUAUUUUCUUCUAAUUAAUGCAUUUUGAUUUGUAUACAGUCCACCUGGCAAGAGAGAAGAUCCGUACCUUACAGAAGCAGGACGGGAAGCUUUUGACAGACUAUAUAAAAUCUAUGAAGGGACUCUGCAAAUCCUGAAUAACACGGUCCCUCAGCCAUCACAGAAUGUCAUGGUUACAGAACCAGAGCUGGUGAAGGAUGCGCUCAAUGCUCUUCUUGGUGUUGUGUCCUCUACAUUCUCCUUUAAUCAGGUAGCUGAACAGUCAAUGCUGUACCUUAAAGUUAGUAUAUUGGGUGGGCCAGUGCUUCCCAAACCUGUCCUCAAGGCACCCUACCAGUCCAGGAUUUAGGGGUUACACGGUUGUGUCUAAGGUAUUUAUUUCUAAAAACACCUUAGACAUAGCUGGGUAAUCCUUAAAUCUUGGACUGCUAGGGUGCCUUGAGGACUGGUUUGGGAACCACCGAGAUAGACAAAGCAAGUCCAGCUCCCCAGUGAUCAUUAAAAUUUGCUCCACUAGGUGGCAAGGGAGGAACAUAUUCAAAAGUUUUCCUUAAGUUCUUAGAAGCCCAACUUGAAAUCUUUACAAUUCUAAUGGAACUAGGGUAACGGUCAAAUCUUUCCAGACCUCCACCUUAACCCAACUGCUGCCAUCUUUUUAUCCACCUUAAUAUGCUUGUAAGGAAGGCAAAAUAGUUGUAAUUUCCUCCAUAUUGCAAGAACAAUGCAAAGAGAGUAUAGUGCAUUAUAAUUAGGGAGAACCAAGAACAGACACUGUAAGUAGAUUGUCUACUUACCCCUACUAAAUAUAGUGUAUUUCUGUGACAUGGACUUGUUUAUAGCACCUUCUGACUUCAAUGUUGAAUUUUUUACUUUCUCUCUCCACUGCUAGUCCACUCAAGCUUUUAUAGUGAAACAAGGAGUGUACAUAUCUGGAACAACUCCCGAGAACAUCAGCAAUCUGUUGACCCAGGUUGGGGAAUACGGGACCUAUUACACUAGACUGAGCUGCUUCUCGUUACAAACUGUUCUGGACUCGUCACAUAGUAAAGGACUUGUUUUUCAGGUAAUUUUAAUAAUGUUGCCUAUGACCAUGUGCAAGGCUGCAUGAUAUGUAUAAGGUGAUUGUAGCGGACCAUGGGCGUAGGAACCCCAAAAAAUCUGGGGGGAUAUCAUUUUUACUCACCGGGUAUAUUUUUAUUCCGUAAAUUAGGAGUUGUUUAUCCUAUUUUACAGCGCUACGGAAUUUGCUGGCGCUAUAUAAAUGAUAAAAUAAUAACAUUAAAGGGUCACUACAGGGAAGGGGAUUUACUUACCGAGAUACAGCGCAGGGAUCCUCCUGAUGCCGCGCCCCCUAUUUAAUCAAAAUGACGAAAUAGGAGGGUGCGAACAGGGAGCAAUAAAACACUUCUAUUCAGAAGCGUCAUUGCUCCCUGGUGCGCAUGCGCAGCUUUGCCGCACAUACGCAGGUACUUCAUAGGGCGGCAUUCAUGUCUCGAUUAGGAAGUACCUCUAGUGGCCAUCUGAGUGUCCACUAGAGGUAUUCCUCAGCAGUAAUGUAAAUACUGCCUUUUUACGAAAUGUCAGUGCUUACAUUAAAAAGCCUGUAAAGACAUGCUAUAGACACCAGAACUACUACGUUUAGCUGUUGUGGUUCUGGUGACUAUAGUGUCCCUUGAAACUAGAAGGUAAAAAAGAAUCAUCACAAAUGUAAGAAAUAAAAUGUCUGUAUCAUUACUCUAAAAAGUAUUUAAAAUUUUUUUUUUUUAAAUGCACAUUCCUAGCUUAAUUUUUAGCACGACAUUUGACACAAACAUUUUGUACUUUGCAGAUUUCUUUUUAUAUUUGUUUAUACAUAUACAGAUUGUGUAAUACUGCCCCUGACUUAGGGUGACCACAUUUCCUACCUACCAUUCAAUUACACUCUCAGAAGUGCAUUCCAUACAUUUUACUACCUGUCUCUACCCCUUCCAUUUAUAUUAGAACCCCACCUACCCCUUCCAUGAAUAUUAGAACCACCCCUACCCCUUCCAUGCAUAUUAGUACCCCCCAACCCCUUCCAUGCAUAUUAGUACCCCCCAACCCCUUCCAUGCAUAUUAGUACCCUCCAACCCCUUCCAUGCAUAUUAGAACCCACCCUACCCCUUCUAUUCAUAUUAGUACUCCCCUAACCCUUUCCAAUUAUUUUUCUACCUUCCCCCUCCUCCCAUCCAUAUUAGAAGCCCCCCUAAACCAUUCCAAUUAUUUUUCUACCUUCCCCCUCAUCCCAUCCAUAUUAGUAGACCCCCUAUCCCCUUCCAAAUAUUUUUCUUCCUCCCAUCCAUAUUAGAGGCCCCCCCCUAACCGCUUACAUUCAUUUUUCUACCUCCUCCAUCGCCCCUUCUUUAACCCUUCCAUUAAUUAACACUAAAAAUGCUCAGGCAGCUGUUUUUUUUUUCUUUUCAGAGGUGACCGGCUCUGCUCUCCCCCCUACAAACUGUUGUCCCCCCCUUUUACCUGACACAGCAGGGGGACUUCUGGACGUCUGGCGGGCGCAGUGUCAGACUGAGCGCCGGGUAGUCACGUGACACCCGGCGCUCCUGUGCGGAAGGGGAGAUGCUCCCCUUCCCAGUCUGCAGUGCGUGCGGUUCCCUGAUGGAGCCACCCAUGGCCGGCGGAGCUGGGGGGGAUUUCUCUAUAACCUGUCCCCCCAGCAUGAUUUGCUGGGGGGGAUGUGUCCCCUCCCCACCCCCCCGGUUCCUACACCCAUGUAGCGGACCCAGGGUAACCCGAUCGUUUACCUCUGCUAAUUGCCUUCCUUCAGCUGGUCAGGAACCACUUAGAGUAGAAAGAGACCCAUUUUCUCCCCAGUAACUGGACAACCCACAGUCCUGGAGGUACAACACAAUUUUAUUGGCCACACACGGCUUUUAUGCAUAUCCCCAUGCAAGGGGUCUCCCACACAACUGUACAUUGUCACAUCACAAGAUCCUCCCUCUCCCUGAGGCCUUAGCAUGGGAAGAGGACUCUGUUCCCUUUGUCCCCAAAGCCUGCCACUAGAACACAGGGUUUCCCACACCAGAUGCCAGGGGGUGUUCUCCCCAGGAGCCUCUGUGGGGCACAGAAAAGCCCAGCCCGUGGGAAAAGAAACUAGUCUUUGUCCCUCGGGCAUAGGAAAACCCGCCAAACUUGCCAGUGCCCCAAAAGCAUCCACACCAGUCUCAGGGCCCCACACAAUGGCUCCUCUCUCAGCUAGUCUCUGUUCAUGAGGUCCCGGUGUGAAACCCAGACAAGGGAAGUGUCUACUUUCGGGGUAUGAAUGCUCCACCUGACUGACGCUCGUCGGUAAGAAUGGCGGCCAACCAGAGGAGCACUCAUUAAUUACUUCCAUUGCGGUUUCACACCUAUGUUGCAAGUGCGAGUGUUCGGAUAAAUUGGUGAGAACAUUCUAAUCGAACGCUGGGGAGGUCCUCGUUCUGGGAACAAACAAGCCAGGAAACCACCCACGAACGCUCCCCCUGGUUGGCGUUCAUCUAACGAAAUAGCGGCCACUCUGGAGCGCUCAUUAAUUGUUUCCCCUGCGGUUUGCGGUUUGACACUUAUGUUGCGAGGUGAGAACUUUUUAACCUGGCGUUCUUAAUGAGGUAUCGGGGUGGUCCCCAUUUGGGAGUCGAAUUAAUUCCCUUUGUGGAAGCACUCCCGAACGGGGAACGGGCACCAUACAUGAAAGGAUAGGUAAACACAUAACAUAAAACUGGAAAUUCACGAACAGGCAGCGGUUCCGCCACAGUAAUGUUUCAAGUGCUUAUAUGAUCCAUACUGGGACUCAGCCUCGUGAAUUGUUAAUUAUUGCCACAGUAAAGUUGACUUUUUAGUUUAACAAAGGAGAUCUAGGUUACAACGCUUUGUUGGACCUUUUCAAGAAUGUAUAUGUGUCCAACAAUACAUAAGAUUGCCUAUGGUAUUUCUCAUUAUUAAAUUAGUUUUGUAUUCUAUUCUUCAAAUAUAAAAUUAGCUCAGUGAUCCAUUCUUCCAUUGUUAUAUAAUAUACAGCAAAAUCGGUUCUGCAAAAUCUCCUCCGUUUGAGCCUUCCCAGAGUGAAAGGGGUUACACUGGGAAACAUGCUUCUGCUACGGUAAAUGUGUUGUGGACAGCUGCUUAGUGUCUGACAAUGCCUGUUUCUACCAAUUGUGACCCACUUAAACAUUGUUGGAGACCCAAAAUUUGGGUCUAGACCCCAGGGUCUACAGUCACUGUAUUAGUAGCAUGUUUGGCUUUAUGUAGUUCAACAUAUCUUUAGCACUGUGCUUACAGUAUGUCUACAGUAUUUUUAUUUAAAAUACACUAAAGUUCUUUUUUUUGGUGCAGAUAUUUCAUUUAUUAUUCCCAAAUGUAGGGAUUAGUUACAAUAACUAUUUAUUCCCCCCAAUUCCUUCACAUUAGAUAUUUUAGCGAUAAGACAGCAGAAUCUGUGUUUUUAUGAUUUCAUGGGAUAUAAUAUGCUCCAUGGUGUUAACACAAAGUGUGUAACGACAAGAUGAAGAAUAGUAAAAUUAGGUAGAUGUACACAUUUUAAAACGUUCUAUAUUGUUUUAUUUAUACUUUGAUCUGGAAGAAUUACAUAUUGUUAUUGUGUACAGAGCACACGCUGUUCUCUAUUAUAAAGUGUAUUGUGUCUCUUUGCAGGCUUUUACAAGUGGCCUUAGGAAAUACCUGCAGUAUUAUCGCGCAUGUGUUUUAUCAACUCCUGGAACACUUACCUUGCUCACAAUCAGCUUCCUUUUUAGGAAAUUAGGACGUCAGCUAAGGUAAAUGUGUGAACCUUCAUAUGAAUUCUGUAUUAAAAUGAUUAAAGCAUAGAUACAGCACACUCAAGCUAGCCUACAUAGGGUUCAGAAUAAUGGGAUUUGUUCUAGAUAUGUCAGUACCCUCUUGAAUGUUUGUAGCACAUUAUCCAGGGGAACAUUGACCAAGAUACAGCUGUAACGAGAACACUUUUUAUUUAAUCAGAAUGUUUCAUUUUCAAAUACAUUAUAAUAAUAGAACUGGCAAUUGAAAACUAAAUUUGCACAUUUUAGGCCAGAUAAGCUUAGAAAAUUAUCCGACUUGUUUAUAUGUCAAAACCUGACUGUGUACAAAUUGUAUUAUCCAGCUCAGGAAGGAUCACUGUUGAAUUCCGUGAUUACUAGCAUUUGCAUGAUCUGGGCUGUUGUGAUAAAAUCAUAAUUGUAUUUUAAUCAUUUUUUUUCCUUACAAUUUGUAUUCAGAUACCUAGCAGAGCUGUGCUGCAUUGGGACGCUGGGCUCUGGUGUGUGUAGGGGGAACAGUGCUUUGUUUCCCACAGUAAGUAUGGACUCUUCCUGUCUGACAUCACUGCAUGGGUAUACUGAUGGUCAGACUCUACUAUCGUCUUAUAACCAUCAAAUGGGCGCUGUUUAGCAACAAAAAGGGAGACAAGUGGAAUUAAAGGAGACAUCGAACAUUAGAAAUACAAAAGUGUAUUUCUGAUGUUGGAGUGUUCUCAUGCUUUUUUAUAUUUAAGAGAUGAAAACAAUUAUUUACUCACAUUCUUUUCCGUGCCAAGCCAGUUUGAGCUAAUGUUCUCAACCAAUCCAAUGCUUUCGCAUAGAGAAGCAUUGGGGGGCUACUGCCUUUUCAAAGAAAAUUCCUUAUAAACUCAACAUUCAUGUGCGACUGAGUGGAUGCCAUACUUAGAAGUUCCUGGAGAACUUGUAAUAGAUCGCCUGCAAUCUGUAGGUGAUCCUAUAUUUACCUAAAGGAGUCCUUCUGACCUGAUUGAUGCUAUUCUUAAACACUCUGAAGUCGAAAAGACAAACGCUAGCCUGUGACCUACUUCUCACCUCCUGGGAUUCUUAAUAUUGAGAAGCAUCUGGUUACUUGUCACUUCACAGGCAAACAUAAAUAAAUUGAGCAGUAUUUAGACAAAAUCUAUACAACGUGACAUUCAGACUCUAGAUGGAAAAUUGUGAACAUUUUAUAAGGCAAUGCCCCUCCCCCCCAUUUUAUUUAUUUUUUUCCAUCUUGUUUUUUUUUUUUUUUUUUUACACUACUGCUGCACCUUUCAUUAACUGGAUCUCACAACUGUUGUGCUCGAUCAGGGUAUCUGUGUUCAUUGAACUAGCCUUUGUUUCUUCCAGGGAGUCAAACUGCUUUCUUAUCUCUAUAAGGAAGCUCUUGAAAAUGGCAGCAAUGAAAAUUACCCAGUCUUGUUAUCACUAUUGAAAACUUGUUGUGAGCCUUACACAAGGUAAUUUAGAAUAGACCUUAAUUCAUUGAUGGGUGGGGGGUUUAGUAUAUGGGACGUUUAAUCUCACAUUUAGUGAAUAGGCUUUCAAAUGUAAUUAUUUAUAAGAUAUUUUACCAGGAAGGAUACAUUGAGAUUUCUCUAAUUUUCAAGUAUGUCCUGUGUCCACAAAACAUCGCAUUGUUACAUUAUGGUACAAUAGUCCAAAAAUACAAUAUACAAAAAAAAAAAAUAAAAAAAAAAAGUUUAGCGCAUAAUAGGUAAUAAAUCUAGUCAACCAUGCCAGGUGCAUUCUGUAUUCAGGCAUAUUGCCAGACCUCAAUACAAUUCUUUUCCUUUUAAAGACAUUUGCAGUUAACACGUUUCAUAUUGGAGUUGCACAGCAGGAAAUAAUGAUUAAUUAAAUCUCAUUUUGUAAAGUGUUACAUUGUAGUGCGGCGAUUCCAGGGUUACCUGGGAGAUUAAUUAUAUGUGCCAUUGAUGCCACAAUUAGUAACACAUUCUUCUGCAGAGAAGCUAAAAUAUAUUUUUAAAAAAUCUUUCAAACCAUUAAAACAAUAAGCAUUUUCUCAUACAUGUUUUAUGGAAAUUAGAUUAGUUAAUCAGCACUGUUAUGUUUGAUGCUAUUCUCGAUAACAUUUGUUGUUUUUUCCACUCCCAGAUUUGUCUACGAUUGGGUAUAUAGUGGUGUCUUCCGUGACGUCUGCGGGGAAUUUAUGAUUCAAGUGAAUCAAGACUUUCUUGGAUUUCGAGGUAUUGACGUGUUAUCUCACACUACAUGUUUAUGAUAAAACACAUCUAUUUCUAAUUAACAUUUGGCUCCCAUUUUAUUAGAUCGACGCUACUGGACGCAUGGAUAUACUUUUAUUUCCAAAGAAGUAGAAGACUGCGUUCCUGUAUUUUUAAAGCACCUUGCUAACGAGAUCUACAUUUGUGGGAAAACUAUAAACUUAUUGAAACUGUGCUGCCCCAAGGCAAGUUGCUUUUAUAGGUUACAUAGUAUGUGUUUUUCUGUUACUUCAAGGGACUUAUGGUGGAUUCUUUUUGUUUUUUUAUAAUCUGUUUAGCUUUGUAAGCCCUCUCUUUCUGCUCUGUCCUUCCAUCCUGCGCUGUUUCCCUUUUUGCUUCAAUAAUGCAGCUGUAUAAAAUAGUUUUGUGGAUGUUGUAGUUAAUUAUCCCCUACCCUCAGUCCUGACACAUUAUUUGGAACAUUUUAAAAUUAGUAUUGUUUUUGUGUUACAGUGCACUGAAAUGGCUUUAACCCCUUAAGGACCAAACUUCUGUAAUAAAAGGGAAUCAUGACAUGUCACACAUGUCAUGUGUCCUUAAGGGGUUAAAUGAGUUGUAUUGCUAUACAUACAUUUGAAGAAUCUUUGUAGGAGCGCACCACAGUAAGGAUGAAAUGCUCAACACUUGGUAGGGUACUAUAUGGAGAAAUCCUAUGACGUCGUUAUGAAAUAAUCAAUACUUAUUAUAAUGUACCAUAGCGCUCAGUGUUAAGACAAAUAUAUCUUUAUUAGUAUCAAAAUAUAUAUGAUACAAUCCAUUAUGUAGUAUGCAAGAAAUAUCAAACACAUAAAAAAUGAGUAACCUACAUUAUUCCUUCAGUGUUACCUUCAAAAUAACCAAGGAGAGGAGAUCACAAAACCCCAACAUUACAAGGAGAUCCCCUAGAAAAAGAACAAGGGUCGAAACGUUGGGGUUUUGUGGUCUCCUCUCUUUAUUUCCGUAUGUCAUACAUCUUUUGACUUAUGUAGGUUAUUUAUUGUUUGUGUUUGAUAUUUCUCGCAUACUACAAGGUGGAUUGUAUCAUAUAUAUUUCUGCUCUCCUCCUAUUCUGAUAUCAAUAAAAAUAUGUUUAUGGUAAUAUUUAAGUACUGUAAUACAUGACCACUUACAUAACUGAUAUACAUAGUAUGUGGAGAUAUAUAUAUUUGAAUAAUAAAUUACAUUUAUGAAUGCUGACUUGUUUCUAUAUAUUUGAUAUUGCAGCAUUACAUUUGCUGGUCUGAUAUCCCAGUGCCCAGAAUAUCUGUAACAUUUUCCUUAGAGGAGCUGAAGGAAAUGGAAAAGGAUUGCGCUGUGUAUGUUGCUCAGAUGGAGAGGAUCGCACGCUAUAGCUCAAUCAGCAGAGAGGAGAAAGUAAGACCCAACAUAAAUAUGUAUUGAUGACAUUUUGUUUGUUACCUGCAGUUACUGGAUAAAAGAUUUUAGAAUGUAAACAAUCGAACCCCGUUUAUAGAAUUAAAACUGUCAUAUGGUUGACGGUUGUAGGAACCUAGAGAUCACCUGAUUGUCACUAAACAUGUCUACAUUAAGGCAAAAUCCACAUUCUGGUUUUCCUACAGAUUGUCCUUCAUUUACAGUGGUUACAACGCAGUAAAGGAUUCUGGAAGGAAUAUACAGGUUAGGUUCGUAAAAGCCAUCAUGCGGAGUGUGAUUUUGACAAACAGAGCUUUAAUUUUCAAAAUUCUUAAAGAGUAAAUUGAGAAAAGGAAAUUGGUUUUCCCAAUUAAAGAGCCCUCUUAUUAGCAAAUGUACAUACAAAAUGUGGGAUUCAAUGUUGGACAUACUGCUGGCGAGGAGGAGGUCAAGAAGGCUCGAGCUCUCCAGCUUGAAUCGGGUAGGCCCUGAAGGCACAAAACUUUGUAUUUUUUCUAUGCACAUCUUGUUUUAUACUUUGAUAUACUUCACUGUGUGUUAUUUGUUUAGCCCAAUUUUUAGAUUCAUAGCUGAAUCCCAAAUUUUGUAUGUCCAUAUAUCAUUGGGUAUCUUGCCCAAGGAACACUUACUGGUGAAAAUGAAUAUACCUUGGGCAAGAAUGACAUUACCACUGCUCUAAACCAUAUAUAUUGCUUAAAAAAAUAUAUAAUACAAUUUACCACCAGUUUAUUAAUUGGCAGGUAAUGAGUGUAUUCACUUGUUAUCCAUUAUUUAGAGCUGACCAAUGUUUGUUUAUUUACUUUAGAUUUUGCAAACUGAAAUUGCCAAGCAUGAACUAAUUAUCCAGGCCCAUGAGACAGCAGAAAAAGUCAUGGAAACGUUUAAAGGUCUUCCUCCUUUUCUGACAUUCUGCCAGUCCUUUAAGUGUUGUUUAUCUGUUUUGUAAUGGCCAUGUUUUGUGUUGUUUCUUAAACAGAUCAACGAUUAGCAGAGAAGAAACUUCUGAAUACAAAGAAGAGAGAGCUGUUUAUUAAAUUGAAAGAGCAAUACGAAAAGGACCAAGAGGUAUGUUCUGUGUUUCAUUAACUAGGGGAUAGUUAAAAUAUUAACCGAGUAUAUUUCAAGAUUGAAAAUGUCAAAACACUAUUUUUUUUUUGUUUUUUUGUAAUAUAUUUUUCUGAAGUGGAAAUUUAACAGCCUUAAAGGACCACUAUAGGCACCCAGACCACUUCAGCUCAAUGAAGUGGUCUGAGUGCCAGGUCCCCCUAGUUUUAACCCUGCAGCUGUAAACAUAGCAGUAUCAGAGACAUAUGUUUACAUUGUGGGUUAAUCCAGCCUCUAGUGGCUGUCUCCCUGACAGCCACUAGGGUCGCUUCCGCGAUUCUCAGUGUGAAAAUCACACUGAGAUGACUCUGGACGUUCAUAGGAAAGCUUUGAGUAAUGCUUUCCUAUGGGCGGUUUGAAUGCGCGCGCAGCUCUGGCUGCGCAUGCACAUUCAGAGCUGACGUCGGCAGAGGGAGGAGAGGUCACCAGCGCCCAGGGAGCCCGGCGCUUAUUAAGGUAAGUGGCUGGAGGGGUUUUAACCACCCAGCAGUUUUAUCCUCCUGCUUCAAUACGAAUUUACAAGCGUUGAGAAAAAAGUCUUUUUCAUGUCACAACCCUUCAUAUAUAAGGCUUAUUCAUUAAAUAAUUUGUUAGUAGAGGACAAAAGAUUUGCAAAUUGAUGUGCAGAUAACUGUGUUAGAACAAAUCUGUAUUGCACCCCAGUUGGUUUUUCCUAACACGGCUGUUUUGGGUUAGCAACUUAAAAUUUACUGAACCUCGGAGUGUCAUAUUGUAAAAAUGCCUGAAAGCCACUGCUCUAAAAUGUAAGAUGGUUUUUGUUUUCAUGUCUUUAUUGCUGUAGCGGAAACUUGCCGCCAAACAAGAAGAAGCAGAUGAUGAUUUCAGUUAUGCGCGGGAGAUGCGAGAUCGCGAGAAGAGGCUGAAGGCUUUGGAGGAAGAGCUAGAGUCAAAGGCCAAGUAAUUAUUUUUAUAUCUUCAUUGACUAUCAUCAUCAUGUAUGUGUGAUUAGUGUGCCCUCUUUUCUUCAUUUUCCAAAAAGUACAUAUUUCAGUAGAAAUUGGCAUUUUUAUAAAUUAACCUUGUUACACCCACCAUCUGUCAGUCAGCCAGUCCUGUUAUUUCCUGGCUCUGUCAGCUCAGUGGAGCUAAACUAAAGAGGCAGCAAUUACUCUGAGCACAUGCUGCAUUGAGAAAUUUGAUUGGACAGCCACAGGCAGUCUAGAUCCCAAAUUAUUUCCUACUGCCACCUUCAAUAAUGUGUAGAUCCAAAAGUGAUUUAUGUAUAGCCUCAUUGCUAAUUGAUGACCAGCGGACCUGGUGAAGGUAACUCUGUGUAAUUAAAAUACCAGUGACUCACAUUCUGGUGUCUGAAACAAAGCUUUUCCUUCUGUCCCCACUUCAAAUUCUUUUCUUGGACAAUAUCAAUAACUUGACAGGCAUAUUUUGUUCCUCUGUUUCUUGAUAUGAAUCUUUAUUCACCAAAACCUGUGUGUGUGUGUGUAGGCAGGAGCUAAUAGAACAUUAUAGCAGAUUGUCGGAAGAAGCCACUCGUAAAGAACAAAAAGCACUCUGGAAACUCCAGCGCCAUAAAUUGGAAACUGCUCGCUUGUCUUUUUUUAUGGAGGAAGAAAGACGUCUGCAGGUAUAUAAUGCUUUAUUAUACUUGGGGCUAAAAUGGAAGCUUUUUCUUAGCUGUAUUCUUGUUAAUUACCUUCAGUUUUAACAAUUUCUUUUAUUUUUAUUUUUUGUAAAUGAUACCUGUUUACUAUUUUAGGAUUUAAUUGCACAUAUUCCAGUAAAUGCUUCUAGAGAAACAUUGGAUAUUUUACCGCACGUGAAGACUGUCCGGAUUGAAGAACACACCUUAGAUCCUAUUUUAGGCGAUGAUGCUCACAAGGUUUGUUGUGUAUUUUAUGAUAGUUACUUAUUUUUGGAAUAAUUCCACUUCCUCUCAAAUAAAACUAUUGAGUAUAGGGUGUCUAUUUUCCCAAACAAGGAGUCAGUCUGUUGAUGUACAGUGUGUCUGUCAGUCACAACACUGGUUUAUGGGAGUGUCUGCCUGUUUGACUAAUUCAGUGAUACAAUAGUGAAUUAAAAAUGCUCUACUUGCAUAGUAUGGCCGUGCAUGUGUUUCUUCCCUUGUCCCUGGUCCCACAAGACCUACAAUAAAACUUUUCAAAUCCAAAUUUCUACUGCUGCUAUAGUCUGCAUCAUGUGAGAAUGCUAAUAUAUAAACAAUUAUAUCACACAGGAUGUUAAUGAUGGAAAAUCUAAAGAAGAUUUUGCCUCAAGUAACGAAACACCAACUCCACCGAUUUCGCAAAGUGACAGUGUAACCGUAGCAGAAACUGUAGCUGCAAGCAGUAAUCCGGCUUCAUUAUUAUUAAGCCCCUCAUUGGAACCCAGCUGUUGUACGCCUGAUGUGGACAUUGCAGAUUUCAUUCCAGCUUCACCAUGUGGGGAGCUGCAGGUUGAACUUAAUGUAGAACUGUCUCUUGUUGACGAUGCUUUAAAAGAUAUUGGUUCAGAUAUUACUAAGGACACAGAGAUCACAGAAACUAUACCUGCAGUAGAGGAGGAGGGCAGUUUUCCAAAUGAUUAUGAUUUUAGCACCGUUCUAAAACCUGUAGCAUUUACUCAUGUUUCUCAAGGGCAUAUCAUGAUUGGGGAAAAUAUGCCCGAUGCCCAAUCUACAAGGCCACAUUGGAAUAUUCACGGCCAUGCAUCAGAUGCUAGCAUUAAAAUCGGCAGCUACAUUCCAGAUGGCAAAAUAUUGCAUCCGCAGGCCAGCCAGUAUGGACAUUCGUCAGAUUCACACAUUGAUAUUGGCGCUUAUGUGUCGAACAUAGAACCUGGUCUGCCCCAGUCUAAUAUUCACGGCCAUGUCUCCUCUGGACACAUUAUGGUAGGGCAAUAUGCUUCUGAUGUAGAGGUACCACAACCAAGACAGAAUAUCCAUGGACAUGCCUCCCAGGCCAACAUAAAGGUUGGUGAGAAUGUUUCAGAUGUUCAACAAUCAAGACCACGGUGGAAUAUUCAUGGACACGCGUCAGAUGCCCAUAUAAAGAUUGGAGAGCACAUGACAGAGGUUGUAAGUUCACGACCUCGCUGGAACAUCCACGGUCAUGCUUCACAAUCACAUAUACAAAUUGGAGAAAAUGUUUCCAAUGUUGAACCUUCAAAACCCCGUUGUAGCUCCUUUGGUCACGUGUCUCACUCCAGUAUCGAAAUUGGAGAGCAGGUACGCAAUGGUGACAGCACUGCAAAGCCAAGCCAGAAAUCUGAAUAUGGUCACUCUUCAGACUCCACUAUUCAAGGUUUACUGUAUGGAGAACAGUCAAACCUCAGCAAAAAAACCAACAAAGAAUGUGAUGAAGUCAAAGCGCAGUCUUCAGAGCAUAGCAUUCCAUCUGAUGCUGAAACUGUGUUAUCACCAAGUGCAAUUGGAGGUGAUGAGAAGGAAAGCAAACCGACUCCAGGUAUUGAACAUAACCCUAAUGGUGCUUCACCACUUACAGGUUUUGUUUUAGUUUUCUCAAGACUUUUUUUUAUGUAAAGCCUUUACUAGUAAAAGAAUGUCUGUCUAUGCCAAGUGUUCUCCUAGUGUUAACACCAUAUUUUCCCUCAUCACUUCUUUAACACAACCUUCUCAUUCUCCACACUUCCAAUUAAAAUAAAGGUUAUAUAUUGGCUUUACAUAACCGGGUGGUAUCACAAAAUCUCUUUAUCUAGAAUUUACUUCAUGGCAGAAAUUCUACCUUCCAAUACUUAGUGAAAUCAAUUGAUAUGAUUAUAUAAUACCGCUAUCCCUUCUCUCUUCCAAGUUUUACAUAUGUGUGUCAUAUUUUCCAUCCCGAUUCAUUGCUUGUGCUCUAUAUUCUUGCCCCCUUUGAAUUCACUGAAUGUCUUGCCAUCUGACUACAGGAUUUUAAAUGAUCUCUUUCAAGUGAUGUAUACAUUUGCAUCAUCCUGUCCUUGUUUGUGAUUCUAAUACCUUAUGAUAUGCAACCUUGUUAAAGGUUUUAUAUUUUUUGUCUUUUCCAUGUUUGUUCCAACCAUUAGAAAGUCUAGAGAAGGAGUCCAGGCAUAUUUCUUCAGUUUCCAUCCAGGAUGAUCAGGUAAAUUGUGACCACCUAAUACUGACAACUAUUUAGCAUUUGACACUCUAAUGUCAGUAUAAAGUUAUUUAACCUCGCUUUUAUCUUAGAGUUCUGCUACUGCAUGCAAAGACGAAACCCAGACUGAAAUAAAUACUGCCCCUCCAUGUGAUGAUCUACAUCCUGCAUUGGAAGGAGAGGAAGUUACUGCUCCUGAUGAAACCUGGGAGAAAGAACAACGGUAUCUCCAGGCCUUGGCAAACAAGUAUUGCCUGGAAAAAUACCAAGACAGUUAUGGUUUAAUGUGUAUGUAUUGAGAGACAGAAAAUGCACCUCCCCCCCAUUUAUUCUCUUACUCUUCUAAUUCACACCCACCAUCUUCCAUUCCCAAGUUCAUGCUUGCCAACGUUGGGAGUAAUGAUGUAUGGAAUGAAGUCCUCCCUUUCUAAUUCCUCUCCCACACUUUCUCUCUUCGGUUCCUCUUUCUGCCUUCUCUCAACCAUUUCAUCCACUCCUUUCCCCUUUUUAUGCCUCAAUCCAUUUCUCUCUUUCUGUACUUGGUAAGAUGACUGGUAGAUGGAGUAAAAGAGUGGUAACACUGUAUCAUAGUUAACACAAGAUCUCCAAUUUGCUUUAUAUUAUAUACAGCUGCUCCUCCAGUUCUCCAAUCUCUGAACAAAGGGAUUCUCAGACAGUUUGAAUUUCCUGUGGAUCCUGGUGUACAUUCAGCAACAGAUGAAACUGCAGUUCAGCUCAUUGAACUCCUGUCUCUCCCAGUGCUGAUGAAAUACUCUAUUACUGCUCCCAUGGUGUCUCAGUAAGUAAAAUCGAGUAUUGGUGGGUUUUGGUCCCUGUUAUAUUCUUUAUUACAUAUGGUAAUUUGUGUGUUUUUUGUUUGUUCAUAAUUUUCCUCUGUAGUGUUUCUCUUGUAAAUAAAGCCAUAGUAGAUUUCUAUUUUGUGGAACUGAACAUGGAGAAGCACUUUGAAGCUAUACGACAUUUCCUUCUGAUGGAAGAUGGAGAGUUUGCCCAAUCACUCAGUGACCUCUUAUUCGAAAAGGUAACCUGUUUCUAAAAAUCUUGUAAUGUAAUUACAGGUUAAAAAUUAAGUGUUGCUAGAUAAAUACUCAUUCUUGAAGGUGUUUUUUAAAAUAUAAUCCUUUUCAUGGAUUGCAGAAAAAUGACCAUCAGUAAAGAAUGUCACAUCCAGUGUUGCUUCAUUUGAGCAUUGCACAUAGUGUACACCAACACUUUCUGUAGAACACUGAGUCCAAUCUCUGCCCUGGAAGCUCUGGCAGUAGUAAACACUCCAUCCAUUUUUGUGUUAGCAUAGUUUUUUCACUCUCGGAUAAACAAUUCAAUAGUUUUAUUUCUGUGAGUUCUACUCUCCAGAAUUUUUAUUGCAUACUAAAAAUUAAAAAAAAACAACCAAAUAGACUACUGAAAAAGGGCUUCACAAAAUACCAGGCCUAAGUUGGGCCAUCGCUCCUAAAACUGUAACAGUUUUACACAGUUUGAGCGUGUUGUGUUACUACCUAUGGAUGUGUGUUACACUAGCCUUCAUAAAGGUGAACAUCAUUUGAUCCCUGUUUCCCUGAAAGUAAGACAUCCCCCAAAAAUAAGCUCUUGCUUAUUUUGGGGGGAUGCUCGUAAUAUAAGCCCUACCCUGAAAAUAAACCCUAGUUGCUAGUUCGCUAAUCUAUGUUCGGGGAAUUUUUCCCGAAACAUGAAUUCUCAUGAUUCUAUUGGCGAGUAAGCUAAUCUAUGUUCGGGAAAGUUUCCCAACAUGCCCUAGUAAACUGAUCUAUGUUCGGGGGAAUUUCCCUGAAUGGAGACUUGCUUUCUAGCACAUGCUUGCUACCGUUUUCCCCCGCAAUAAGACUUCCCCUGAAAAUAAGCCUUUGUGCGUUUUUUGGGGGGAAAAUUAAUAUAAGACCCGGUCUUAUUUUUGGGGAAAGUUGCUACCUGGAUUUGUGUUUAAAGGCGCUUGAAACAGAGGCUGAUCUCCCCAAAAACAUGCUAACAGUGUUGCAAAUGCUGUACCCUCUAUUUGAUUAGUAGCCUACACCAUAGACUGUUAUGUCCACAUGUAAGGAUUAAAGUGAACAUGCUCUCCACUGAUCGACAAAUCUACUAAUAGCUAGCGUUCUGGGUGUUUCGUCUUCAAAUUAUUUGGUUAAAAGCUGCAAUGUUCAAUCUCUGUAGAUUUUUGCAAAAGCUUAGUGUUAUAGUAUCUUGCUAAAAUUCUUAAACUUUCAUUUCAAACUGGCCGUUUGGUUAGUUUAAUUUCAGACUGGGCUCUCGGCUCAUUUAUGGUGGCUUGCAGUCUAGAAACUGAGCAGAACCCCAAAGGUACAAUAGCAAACAACAAAAACCACAAUCUUUUAUUAAAAACAUCCUUACGAGCAGGUAAUCUUAGGACCCAGAAUUCUAUGUAAGCUUUAAAAUAGAUACAGAGUGUUUGAUCAUUCUUGCCCAACUCCCUUGCUGCUCAGAUUUCAGACACAGAGAUCGCUACAACCACAGUCAUUGAGACCAGUGUUGGCACAGGAGACAUGUAGAUAAAAGAUACAUAUUUAUUGCAGAUCUUUGUACUUUUCAGCCUGUGGACCACACAAGGCUGCUUUACUUGAGGUCAAUCAAAUAUUCUAGUUAAUUGAUAAAUAUUUUCUUCUACAGCUUGGAUCAGGACAAACUCCCAGAGAGAUGCUCACUCCGUUGGUUCUGAAUUCUAUACUGAACAAAGCUCUGCAGUACAGUCUGCAUGGGGAUUCUCAUCUCGCAUUCAAUCUCUCGUUUGCACUCAAAUUCCUGCCAGAAAUGUUUACACCUACUGCCCCGGAUACAUUAAGCUGCUUGGAGUUAAAAUAUAAGGUAAACCGCUUUUAAUUUGCUUCCUGUAAGAUUUGGUGUGUUUUUAUGUAAAGGUUUGCACUUCGCUGUCCUGAAAGCACGGCCCCUAUAGAGCACAACAUGUACUGAAACAUUGAGAUCGAAUUCUCUAACUGACAGCUGGAUGUGAGACCGUUCACUCUCUGUAUGGUUCAGCCUGAUAUAAGACAGAACUAACUUGUAACACCUCACUCUGCUAAGCUUACUGAAAGCAUAUUAUCACAAACUGAACCAUUCUGCCAUUGCAUUCCAUCGUAUAUCUUUGUCUGAGCCUUGGAGAGCUAGCUGCUAACCACUUCAGGUUACUGGCCAACCUUGAUUGCCUGUGACUGUUUAAAAUCUAGCAGCGGUGAACUCAUUGUGCCCCUAGUGUAGAGGAGGAUUGUAUCACGGGGAUAGAUUAGACAGUUAUAAUUAUUUUACGUUUUUCCUAAUGUUAUAAUAUUCUACGACUGCUUGUUUAACUUUGGUGUAGUUUCAUAACGGUGAUAACCCUUAUGGUCUAAUGGAGGUGCAAGGUCUAUUUUAACCAGUGCUGCGGAAUUUGUUGGCGCUUUAUAAAUACCAGUAAUAAAUAAAAUAAACCAACCUUUUUUAUCUAUGAUAUAAAGAUUAUGUAGGGUACUAACGGGAGCAGCUAAUACGUCAUGAUAUAGUUAUCACAGAAUGUUUGAAAAUGUAGUGACUUUUUUUUUUUUCUCCCUUCAAGAUUGAUUGGCCUCUGAGCAUUGUGGUAACAGAGUCCUGCAUGAAUAAGUACAAUAAGAUCUUCUCUUUUCUGCUCCAGUUGAAGCACAUGGUUUGGACUUUGCGAGAUGUUUGGUUUCAUUUGAAACGGACCGGUAAGUGCAGCCCAGUGACAGGCAAUAAAAUAAAUAGCAUAUUGACACUUUCACAGCAGAUCAAGCUUUACUGCUAAUCUUUUACGCCUUGUUCCUGUAGGAUUUGCAGAAUGUGGUGUGAAAUGUGACUGCUAAUGUUUUGUGCUCAUUUUAUUUCUUGUUCUGCCCACAGCUUUAGUGAAUCAAGCCUCUUCUUCCAUUCAGCAUCGCCAGCUGCAACUUUACCGCCACGAAAUGCAGCACUUUGUGAAAGUUAUUCAGGGAUAUAUCGCCAAUCAGAUUCUGCAUGUCACAUGGUCUGAAUUCCGAAACAAACUGCGCACAGUCAGCAAUCUGGAAGAGAUUUACAGGACGCAUGCAGAGUAUCUUAACAAGGCCCUUUUUAGGUAAGUAUGCUACGUGAUUGAUGAACAAGCAGGUACCAAAUAUCUGGGUUUAUAUUUCGGUAAUGUUAUAUAAAUGCUUGCUGAAAUAUAAAAUGUUCUCUGUUCGUUUCCCUGAUAAUUGUUCCCUGCUACUUUAGACCACUUUGUAGAAAAGAACACUUUCAUAAUACCGCCCCCCUCCCAUUGUGUAAUGUGAUUUUGCAGUCAGGUGUUAUAUGACAAUGUUGUGCAUCCAUUGUUUUUCUUAGAGUGCACAAAGUAAGUGUUCUUCCCAUAGUUAUAAAGAAUACAGCUGUGGUGGUAGCAGUGCAGGGGGGAUAAUGUUUGUAACGUUGGCUGUUUUGACCUACUUGAUAUAAAUGCACAGUGUGCUUGGCAACUAAGAGGAUCACAGAUCAUUGUCCCUUUGUUGUCUGGGCAUUUUUUUGGAAAGAUCUCCUUCCCAGGUCAUAUAUUUACUACAUUGUGGCACCUGGGUGGAGGAGAUGGUGAGAUGUACUUACCUGAAGCACUUCCUCCCAAGCACUGUUAAUUUUUCAGACUUGAUAAAUGAUAAUCAAUCCCUUUAAAAUAUUGUGCUCUUUCUAUAUUAUUUGUAUGCUAAAGAAAUCUUAUAAUUUUGUGUAAUUUCUUGUAGUAAAUUACUAGAUUCAUGCAAGUCCAGAAGGCUGAGCUACAUGGGGUUAGCUGGUAUUAGAAACUGUAAAAGUUGUUGGACAGGUGAAUGUAAAUGCUAGACUUCCCCAUAUGAUGUCACUGGGUAUGAAGGUGGAGCUUGGUCAUUCCAAAUUAAGGAAAUAAAUGAUGGAGAGACCUCUAAUUAGAUCAAUAUUGUUAUGGUGUUUGUAGUUUCUCUUUUGGAUUUGUGGUGUCAAAGGUUUUUGGUGCAAAAAAUUGUUUUUUUUUUCAGAGGGCUUCUCACAGAGAAAGCUGCCCCGUUGAUGAAUAUUAUCCACAGCAUUUUCAGCCUCAUUCUCAAGUUCCGCAUACAGUUAAUCUCUCAGCCGUGGACCUGCGACAAAGGGAAACAAAUGGCUACACACCCUAAUUUUGGAUUAAUGCAACAGUCUUACAAUACCUUCAAGUAUUACUCUGACUUUCUUUUUGUAGGUAAGAUCUGCAUGGUUCUAGACAGAAAGUUAUAUAUAAACAGUUAUCCAAAAGGCCAUUAAUUGAGUGGAAUAUUUUCUGUUUAGACCAAAUUAGCUGAAUUCUGUCAGCUACCCUGUUUCCAGUUAAUUUCUUCUUCUUUUUUUUUUUUUCUUCUAAUUUACAAAUUUUCUGAUCCUAUUAAAAUUUCAUGUGAUUGCAUUCAGAUUUGUUAACCUGGUGGAAUCGGUAGCCUAAAACUGUGUUGUUCUUCUGCUUUGUAGUUGUAACAAAACUUGUAAACCGAGGAUAUCAACCGCAUCUGGAGGAUUUCCUUCUACGAAUCAACUUCAACAAUUAUUACAAAGAAAGCUAAGCACCGCGCACGUUUGGCCUUUUGUUUGUCAUUUCAAAUCUAUUUCUCCAAUCCCUCAUGUGUUUAUUUUUGUAAAUACACAUUUCUUAAAUAAAGUAUAAAUUAUAAUUGUGAUGAAAGUAAACAUAACAAAUAUACAGGGUUUGUGAAUGGUGUUUUAUUUUUUUUGAAAAUUGCGAUGCAUCAGAUAUAUUUAUAAUAAGUUAUAUAUUUUAUAUUGAUGGGAAGAGGAUGCAGAGAAAAUUUAAGGCUUAAGGGAAUACUUUAAGCACUUUUACCACAACAGCACUAGUGCGUAUGGUGCACUCUGUAGUGAGUAUGGUGCCAGGAGUCUCCUGUUGUCAUUCUUCAGUAAACUGUCAAACCGAUUAGGCAUGGUUUGAUCGGGCACCUGCGGUCCUUUCGGUCUUCACUGAUAUGCUAAUGCGGCCGUUUAGACUUCUGAGUAUGCACAUCAACUUUAGACACUCUUCAUUGGCUGAGGAGGGACAGCUGACACACAUGCCAAUGUCCAAACUUGGUAUUCUAAUUUAGAAGCCUAAACGUCAGCAAAAACAUAUCCGUGCAGACUGAAAGGACGGUGACUCCUGCCAAAGCCAGGUGAGUGCCAAAUCAUUUGUAAACUGUUUGACAACGUAGCAUGGGUCGGUGCUCCUCUUGCCAAAAACAGUGCAGCAAGAUGAAGUGGUUAUGGUGCUCAGAGUCCCUUAACACAUUCGUCAUUAAGACAUUUAAACAAAGUAAGAAACGAAAGGAAAAUUAAAUCUGCCAGUCUGGAAAAAAUAAUAAGUGUGUUGGAAAUUAGAGUAUAUUUUACAUGUAUUUAUUUAUAUUUCCAGUAUUUACUGCUCAAACAAUAUUAAGCAAUGUGGACUCAUGCUCGAUCAGUUUCUCACAUUCGGCAUUGUAUCUUGUUUUAUACUUUGUGUAUAAUGUUAAAUAUAACAGUUGGUGCAUCCACAAUGACCAUAAUAGAAUUCGUUUCACAACCACUAUAAAGAGAAAUUGUGUUUUUGUUUUUGUUUUGUCAAUAGUUUUGAUUAUAGCACAAUUCAGAAUAUCACACUUGAUCAGUUUGAACUCGCUGGAUUGCAAAGGCUCAACUGGUUUCCAGUGUUUGACAGAAGCCUGUAGUAUAUCAUUUAU